Messenger RNA from Cynara cardunculus var. scolymus (artichoke), 933 nucleotides. Its product is annotated as RING-H2 finger protein ATL78-like. The record is from RefSeq and is a predicted model, not a curated record. The transcript has a single exon. NCBI's taxonomy places the organism in Eukaryota, Viridiplantae, Streptophyta, Magnoliopsida, Asterales, Asteraceae. Bases 47 to 718 code for a protein of 223 amino acids. Gene Ontology annotation, molecular function: transferase activity. Gene Ontology annotation, biological process: protein ubiquitination.
UUCCCUUCCCAUCUUGACAAAGCAUUGAUCAAUUCUCACAAAAAACAUGUCAACCACAUCUACUAUACUCUUUCAUGAUGCUUUAGGGCAUUUCUAUUCGAGAAAACUUCUACUUCAAACUUUAUCCGAACAUCCGGCAGCGGCAACGACAAUGAUGGCAGCUUCAUCACCGUCAAGCUCAUACACAGUGCAUAGCAACUUCGAUUCGAAUGUGGUAAUGGUUCUGUCGGUGCUUUUAUGUGCUUUAAUUUGUUCGUUAGGGUUGAACUCCAUCAUCAGGUGUGUAUUAAGAUGCACGAAUUAUGUUGGCUCAGAAAGCAGCACUGGCCAGGAAAGCACUUCUGUUAGGUUAGCCAACACUGGAAUCAGAAAAAAGGCACUGAAGACGUUCCCAACGGUUAGUUAUUGGGAAGGAUUGCAAUUACCGGGAUUAGACAAGGAAUGCGUUAUAUGCUUAGGUGAUUUUUCAAAAGGCGAGCGAGUCAAGAUAUUACCUAAAUGCAACCAUGGAUUCCAUGUGCGGUGCAUCGACAAAUGGCUUAGUUCACACUCAUCUUGUCCUACUUGCAGACACUCCCUACUUGACACGUGUCAAAAAAUUCUCACUGGUGGAAACUACCCAUCAUCACAACCUGAAGCACAAGGUCCGAGCAGUACCACGACUAUAAGCAUUAUGCCCCUACAACAUGAAGGUCUUUUACGAAAUUACGAAUCCUAAGUUGUUUCUUUAUAAAACCUAUAAAGCAAUGUGUAAUUACUGCAAUACCCAUAGAUAGGUAGCAAUUGAGGUGAUAUAAAGUAGUGCUAAAACCAAAAGCUUUUUUUCCUUAGCAUAAACUAGAAGUCGUGUAAGCUCACAAUUGUAUCAUAAGUUCUUUUUUUUUCCUCAAACGGUCGAACUAUUAUGAUACAUCAGUUCUAAAUCGUUUUAGU